CCUCACACAGAUGUACAUGUAGGCAAAACACCAAUGCAUAUAACAUACUAGUGUUUUAUACACAUAUAUGUUAAUAUAUGUUAAAGGAUGUUCAAGCAGCUUAAGGUGAAAUGGUAGAACAUAAAAUUGAUAUCCUUCUACACCAAGUCAUUUCUGACAUUCCAUACAGAUAAAAUCUCUAGAGGAUAGGAACAGUAUACUUAGUUGAAGGUAGAGAAUAGAGAAUUCUAAUAGCUUGGUGCAUAGCUACUUAGGACAAGAUAAAAAGGUAUGUCUAGAGAAAGAAAAAGGCUACAAAGCAGUUUUAACUGCCCUGGCCUCCUCAGGAGAGGGAGGGUAAUUGAGAAACAGUUGUGAGGCAGCUCCUGGCCAUCCAAGCUCCACCUCUUCCUAGAGCUUUUGUGCUGCUUCUCAGCUUCUACCUCGGAAGAAGAACAGCCCUUUAACUACAUCUUCACCUUUUAAAAAGUGUUUGAGCCAGGCAUAGGCACACCUCUAACCCCAGUACCUGGGGGUGGGGGGGGGCAGAGGCAGGAGGAUCUCUUGAGUUCUAAGCUAAUCUGAUCAGAGUGAGUUUCAGGGUAGCCAGGACUACAUAAUGAUGCCCUGUCUCAAAAACAAAACCAAGCAACAUAAGACAGUCUGUCUGUCUGUGUGUAUGCCCAGAGGACAGAGGAAGGCAAGCAGCGUUUUAUUCAUCCCUCACUGCCAAAUUUAAUAGAGGUAGGGCUUCUCAUUGAACCUGGAGGUAGGACUGCAGCCAGCAAGCUCUCAUGAUCGUCUUGUCUCAGUCCGUUAUAGCACUAGGGUUACAACAUGCACAGUUGUGUGUGUCUGUCUGUCUGUCUGUGUGUGUGUGUUUGUGUAUAUUAUGCUGGCAGCAAGUGCUCAUACCCACUGAGCUAUCUCUUCAGCCACCAAAAUACAUUUUAUAUAUAUAUGUAUUUAAGUUUGCCUGCAUGUACAUCUCUGCAUCAUGCCUGUGCUUGGUACUCAUGGAGGCCAGUAGAGUUUGAUCCCUGGAACUGGGGUAUACACACUUGGGUGUAUGUGAGCCAUCAUGUGGGUGCUGGGAAAUUGAACUCAGGUCCUCUGGAAGAGCAAGUUGACUGCUGAGGGAUGUCUCCAGCUGCCCCACCCCAAGUAUUUUUGAACAGUCGGUUCCCGAUUCUGGUCCCCGGCCCCCAGCAGCGCCUGCCCCCUUCCCACCGGGGCCCCCCAUGAUGCCACCACCCUUCAUGCCCCCUCCAGGGCUUCCACCUCCUUUUCCUCCGAUGGGGCUUCCCCCUAUGAGUCAGAGACCACCAGCCAUUCCCCCCAUGCCACCUGGCAUACUGCCCCCAAUGCUUCCACCAAUGGGGGCACCACCACCACUUACACAGAUACCAGGAAUGGUCCCUCCCAUGAUGCCGGGGAUGCUGAUGCCAGCGGUGCCUGUCACUGCAGCGACGGCUCCGGGUGCGGACACCGCCAGCUCUGCCGUGGCUGGGACAGGCCCUCCGAGGGCCUUAUGGAGUGAACACGUGGCCCCUGAUGGGCGCAUCUACUACUACAAUGCUGAUGAUAAGCAAUCCGUGUGGGAGAAGCCCAGCGUACUCAAGUCUAAGGCAGAGCUACUACUGUCGCAGUGUCCCUGGAAAGAGUACAAGUCAGACACAGGGAAGCCUUACUACUACAAUAGCCAGAGCCAGGAGUCACGCUGGACCCGGCCCAAGGACCUGGAGGACCUGGAAGCCCUCGUCAAACAAGAGUCUACAGGAAAACAGCAGACCCAGCAACUACACCCACCUCAGCCACAGCCUGACCCUCCACCUAUACCUCCGGCUCCCAUCCCAGUGCCUAUGGCCCUCCUGGAACCUGAACCAGGUCGAAGUGAAGACUGUGAUGUGCUGGAAGCUGCCCAGCCCCUGGAGCAGGGCUUCCUGCAGCGGGAGGAGGGCCCCAGCAGUUCUACUGGACAGCAUCGGCUACCACAGGAUGAGGAGGAAGCUAAGCCAGAACCCGAGCGAUCUGGCCUCAGUUGGAGCAACCGGGAGAAGGCAAAGCAGGCAUUCAAAGAACUGCUAAGGGACAAGGCUGUCCCUUCCAAUGCUUCAUGGGAACAGGCCAUGAAGAUGGUGGUCACUGACCCCCGUUACAGUGCCUUGCCCAAACUAAGUGAGAAGAAGCAGGCGUUUAAUGCUUACAAGGCUCAGCGGGAGAAAGAGGAGAAAGAGGAGGCCCGGCUGAGAGCCAAGGAGGCCAAGCAGACCCUGCAGCAUUUCCUGGAACAGCAUGAACGCAUGACCUCCACCACCCGCUACCGGCGGGCAGAACAGACUUUUGGGGACCUGGAGGUCUGGGCUGUGGUCCCUGAGAGAGAUAGAAAAGAAGUUUAUGAUGACGUGCUCUUCUUCCUGGCCAAGAAGGAGAAGGAACAAGCCAAGCAGCUCCGGCGUCGAAAUAUCCAGGCCCUGAAGAGCAUCCUGGAUGGGAUGAGUAGUGUCAACUUCCAAACCACCUGGUCCCAGGCCCAGCAGUACCUCAUGGAUAACCCUAGCUUUGCUCAGGACCAGCAGCUGCAGAACAUGGACAAAGAAGAUGCACUUAUCUGCUUUGAGGAGCAUAUCAGAGCUCUGGAGAGAGAGGAGGAGGAAGAGCGGGAACGGGCCCGGCUUCGGGAGCGGCGACAGCAACGGAAGAAUCGGGAGGCCUUUCAGACUUUCCUGGAUGAGCUGCAUGAGACAGGGCAGCUGCACUCCAUGUCCACCUGGAUGGAGCUGUACCCAGCAGUCAGCACUGAUGUUCGCUUUGCCAACAUGCUGGGCCAGCCGGGCUCUACUCCUCUGGACUUGUUCAAGUUCUAUGUGGAGGAGUUGAAGGCUCGAUUCCAUGAUGAGAAGAAGAUCAUAAAGGAUAUUCUUAAGGACCGGGGCUUCUGUGUGGAGGUGAACACAGCAUUUGAGGACUUCGCUCACGUCAUAAGCUUUGACAAGAGGGCUGCUGCGCUGGACGCAGGCAACAUCAAGCUGACCUUCAAUAGUCUGCUGGAAAAAGCAGAGGCGCGGGAGAGGGAGCGGGAAAAGGAGGAGGCCCGAAGGAUGCGGCGCAGGGAGGCUGCCUUUCGGAGCAUGCUGAGGCAGGCCGUGCCUGCUCUGGAGCUGGGCACUGCCUGGGAAGAGGUCCGUGAGCGCUUUGUGUGCGACUCAGCCUUUGAGCAGAUCACCUUGGAGUCGGAGCGGAUCCGGCUCUUCCGAGAGUUCCUGCAGGUGCUGGAGCAGACUGAAUGCCAGCACCUCCACACCAAAGGCCGAAAGCAUGGCAGAAAGGGCAAGAAACACCAUCGCAAGCGUUCACACUCACCCUCAGUGAGUCGGCAGGGCUCUGAGUCAGAUGAAGAGGAGCUGCCCCCACCAUCCCUCCGGCCCCCCAAGCGGAGGAGGCGGAACCCCUCAGAAUCUGGCUCUGAGCCCUCCUCCUCACUUGAUUCAGUUGAAAGUGGGGGUGCUGUUCUUGGAGGACCAGGCUCCCCAUCUUCCCACCUUGUUCUUGGGUCAGAUCAUGGUCUUCGGAAAACCAAGAAACCAAAAAAGAAAACUAAGAAAAGAAGACACAAGUCGACCAGUCCUGACAGUGAGACGGACCCCGAAGACAAAGCUGGUAAGCAGAGUGAAGACAGAGAACAGGAACAGGACAGGGAACCCCGGCAGGCAGAGCUCCCUAACCGUUCCCCAGGCUUCGGAAUCAAGAAGGAGAAGACAGGCUGGGACACAUCAGAAAGCGAGCUGAGUGAGGGGGAGCUGGAGAGGCGAAGGCGGACACUCCUACAGCAGCUGGAUGACCACCAAUGACCCCACGAGCUACUUUCUGCCUUGGGACUUCGUGAGGCAGUGGCUCCAGGGUCGCCUCAGCAUCUGCCUCAGACUCCUUCGUCUGUCUGGUCUGUGUCCACUUUUCCUAAAGUAACCCACCCCCAACGCACUACUGUUAGCACCUCUCCAGGUUGCUCUUGGUGUUCAAGGGUCCCCUAGUUCUCAGACAACUAGUGCAGUCCUUGCCCUCAGCCCCAGACCAGAGAUGGGCAGUCUAUACUACGGGGUGGGUGAUGCCAGUAGAUAGUGUGAGAAGGGGUCUCCAGGAAAGAGACAGGCUGGUUGGACACAGCCUGGGUGGCCAAGGGCAGGGUCCUCACCCUCUAGCAUCAGUGCCUGCUCUUGCCUGACCUGGCCCUGGGGCUCCACCACUGCUUCCUCUCCCCCUGAGACCCGAUGUAUGUGUUCUGUUUUGUUUUUUAAAUAAUAUUUAUAAUAUGAUCUACAA
This is a messenger RNA of Mastomys coucha (southern multimammate mouse), 4299 nucleotides long. RefSeq names its product pre-mRNA processing factor 40 homolog B (gene Prpf40b). NCBI's taxonomy places the organism in Eukaryota, Metazoa, Chordata, Mammalia, Rodentia, Muridae. Gene Ontology annotation, molecular function: RNA binding; protein binding. The transcript has 26 exons. The coding region runs from base 1221 to 3830 and encodes 869 amino acids. Gene Ontology annotation, biological process: mRNA cis splicing, via spliceosome. Gene Ontology annotation, cellular component: U1 snRNP; U2-type prespliceosome. The record is from RefSeq and is a predicted model, not a curated record.